AUGCAAAUUAAAAAAAAUGAUACAGUACUUGUUACAGGAGGUUCGAAUGGAUUAGGGCUUGAAAUCGUGAAGAGAUUAUUAUUAGAAAAUUUAAUUAUCAUCAUUGUUGAUAUAACUGCCCCUCCGCCAAACCUUUUAAAUUCAGCAGAAGAUGGAAAAUUAUACUAUUACAAAAUUGAUGUUUCUCAAGAGUCAGAAAUAAAAAAAUUGAAAAAAAUUGUUGAAACUUAUCACAAUUCAAUUAAUAUAAUAAUCAAUAAUGCAGGAAUUGUUUAUAUUGAAAGGUUAGCUAAUACACCAGAUGAACAAUUACAAAAAAUAAUUGAUAUAAAUUUAAUUGCGCCAAUAUUAUUGGUAAAAUACUUUCUGCCAGAUAUUCUAAAUCAAAGAAGAGGUUGUGUUGUUAAUAUUGCUUCAAUACUUGGGUUAAUUACACCGACAGGAGUAACUGCGUAUGGUGCUUCCAAAGGUGGACUAAUUUCUUUCCAUAAUUCCAUUGGUAAACAGAUUGAAAUGAGGAUUGGUAAAAAUUUUUUUCCAUUCCAACGAGAUAAUAAAGUGGAAACCUUAUUGGUUUUACCAGGAAAAAUUAAUACUACAAUGUUUGAAAAUGUGACAACACCUUCAAUGAUAUUUGCGCCAGAUGUAGAUCCAAGAAGAUUGGCUAAUAAAAUUGUAUCAACUAUAAUCACCAGUAACAAUUUCAAAAUAAUUAGCAUGCCAUAUUAUACAAGACUCAUACCAAUUUUUAAGAAAAAUUUAAAUUGGAGAUACAGCUGGUUAUUAAAGAAAUUAAGCAGAAUGGAUCGAGCUACAGCAGUUUAA
Henningerozyma blattae CBS 6284 is the source of this 825-nucleotide messenger RNA. Its product is annotated as short-chain dehydrogenase/reductase. The transcript has a single exon. The record is from RefSeq and is a predicted model, not a curated record. Lineage: Eukaryota; Fungi; Ascomycota; Saccharomycetes; Saccharomycetales; Saccharomycetaceae. The coding region runs from base 1 to 825 and encodes 274 amino acids. Gene Ontology annotation, molecular function: oxidoreductase activity, acting on the CH-OH group of donors, NAD or NADP as acceptor.